Molecule: messenger RNA, 1502 nt
Organism: Zootoca vivipara (common lizard)
Lineage: Eukaryota; Metazoa; Chordata; Lepidosauria; Squamata; Lacertidae
Gene: FAM187B
Product: family with sequence similarity 187 member B
Source: RefSeq, a predicted model, not a curated record
UCAGAUCAGGAAUAAAACAAAAAUAAGAAUGAGUAAUGACUUGCCACCCCCUGACAGCAGUUGUGGAGAGAGGCAAGGCUGGGUCUCCAGACAACCAAAGUCAUGCUGAACAUCAGCAGUUAGAAUACCUCUGACUAAGCCCCACACUCCAUUAUGACAUCAUCCCCUUGACCCCCUCAGUUACGAUGUCACAGUGAGGUCAGCUAGACCGUUCCUUUCCAGUUGCCCUUAGUGCGACAGUGCCCAGCUGGUCAUGUCCUCUUGGGCAUCUACUGUGGCUCUGCUGCUAGGUUUGGCCUUGGCCUUCACUGAUGGCAGCCUGUACGAGGGCCACUCCCUAGGGCCGCCAUGUGUCCCAGGCCAGCCUUGCACAGUAGCCUUCAUCUCUAGCAACCCAGUGGUCCUACGCUGCCCCCAUGUCUACUUCAAGAUUUUUGUCAGUUGGCAAUACCUGGACCCAGCCUGGGGGAAGGAGCAGCCCAUCACCUUCUUGCGCUCAGGGGGGCCCCUCUGGCCCUUGCUCAGCCAUGCUAAGUUGAGGAGGCUGCGCUUCAAAUCCCAGCUAGUUGCUGGCAACCUGUAUAUCCCAAACCCCAGCGUGGAGGACUCCGGCUUGUACACCUGCCGGGCAGGCGAUGCCACAAUCGCCUACUACGACGUGGAUUUCCAGGAUGCCGGGAGCAUCCACGUCUCACAUGCGGGGCUUGGGGAGACAACCCUGGGCAAUUCCACCGCCGAGCUAGAAGACGGAGCGCAGGCCAAGCUGUUCACCUCCUGGAGCCCUUGGCAGUCUUGCGACCGCUGCGGCACUCCUGGAGAAAGGAAGCGAGUGGGUUUCUGUUACGCCCAGGUGACCCGGAAGGACCAGCAUGAAGAAGUACCACUGCCCUGCGGGAUGGUCAGGAGGAAGCACCCAGCGUUGCCCCAAAGGGGCCCGGAGCUGCGAGUAGAAAGCUGCCAGGUGCCCUGUGAUGCAUCUUACCUGCUGUCCCAGGAUCAGGCCAGCGCUGUUCCGCUCCUCGUCUUCACCACCUACCACCCCCAGCUCAAGACCAUCGCCCACCUGCGCUGCCCAACCUCUUCCAUCUACAGUCCUGUGUACUGGCAAGCUGGCCCCACAAUGCUGACCCGCCUCGAACUUCUCCAGAAGAAUAGCUCCCAGAGCCUGGACAAGGCCACCGGCGGCGGGAUCCUGCGUCUCUCCUUCCGGAAUGAAUCCCAUGGGGCUUAUUACCAGUGUUAUGUCAACGGGCACCUGGUGGGCAAGUUCAUCGUCGCCUCUUCCGGGGUCGUGCCAGUCUCUGGGGACCACAGCCACACCUACUCCAUCAUUGAGGCGCUGAUUGUUGGGCUCUCCAUGUUCCUUGUUUUCCUGAUGUUCCUCAGCAUCAUCCAGUCCUGCCGGAGGAAACCCGGAACCACCAUGGUCUAAACUGGGAUGCAGACAACCUCUUGAGCAUCCCAGAAAAGCAGGGCAUGGAUCGCUGACUAAUAAAAAAUAU